Messenger RNA from Yarrowia lipolytica CLIB122, 1431 nucleotides. RefSeq lists its product as uncharacterized. Gene Ontology annotation, biological process: proteolysis. Lineage: Eukaryota; Fungi; Ascomycota; Dipodascomycetes; Dipodascales. Gene Ontology annotation, molecular function: metalloaminopeptidase activity; zinc ion binding. Gene Ontology annotation, cellular component: fungal-type vacuole. The record is from RefSeq and is a predicted model, not a curated record.
AUGUCGCAUUUCAAAGCUGCCGCCAACGAUUUCAUCGACUUUGUCAACGCCUGCCCUACUCCCUACCACGUCGUUCAUGAUGUGCGUGCCCGUCUUGUGAAGAACGGCUUCAAGGAGCUCAAGGAGAAGGCAAGCUGGAACAUCGAGCCUAAUGGGCGGUACUUUGUGACUCGAAACGAAUCCUCCAUCGUCGCUUUCACCGUUGGUGGAAAGUGGAAGCCCGGUAAUCCCAUGGCCAUUGUCGGUGCUCAUACUGACUCUCCCACAUUCCGAGUCAAGCCAGUUUCCAAGCGAAGCCCUAGCGGCAACUUCCUACAGAUUGGCGUGGAGUGCUACGGAGGAGGAAUAUGGCACUCGUGGUUCGACCGAGAUCUCAGUGUGGCCGGUCGAGUGUUUGUGAAGGAUCCUACCACUGGAAAGUCCCAGAUCAGACUGGUCAAGGUGGACAAGCCUAUCCUCAAGAUCCCCACUUUGGCUAUCCAUCUCGACCGAUCCGUCAUGGAGAAGUUCGAGUUCAACAAGGAGCAGCAUCUUACUCCUGUUCUUGGUCUUUUGGAGAAGAAUCUCAACAAGAAGAAGGAGGAAGAGCCUGUGGAGUCCGAAUCCGAUGCUACCCCUCACCAGGCACUGGAGCAAUGCCACGACCCGGCCCUUCUGGGUCUUCUAGCCUCUGAGCUCGAUGUUACCCCCGAGCAAAUUGACAAUUUUGAGCUGUACCUUUUCGACACUCAGAAGUCCUGCAUUGGAGGCCUCAACGACGAAUUUAUUUUCUCUCCUCGACUGGACAACCAGGUCUCUUCCUACUGUGCUACCGAGGCUCUCAUUAAGUCCCUAGAUACCGUUGAGAAGGACGAAUCUAUUCGAGUUAUUGGUCUUUUCGACCACGAGGAAGUUGGAUCUCUUUCUUACCAGGGAGCUGACUCGAACUUCCUGCCCGCCGUCCUCAGCCGACUGGCAGGAGCUCCCGGCCAGAACGACGGCUCCGACGUUUCCAUCAACUACCAGUCCCUCGCAAGCUCGUUUCUGCUGUCUGCCGACCAGGCUCAUGCGUUCCACCCCAAUUACCCCACUUCGUACGAGUCUGCUCAUCGACCUGACAUGAACCGUGGACCUGUCAUCAAGAUCAACGGAAACCAGCGAUACACCACUGACGGAGUGGGAAUGGUGCUGAUCCAGAAGAUUGCCGAGAAGGCCAACCUGCCCAUGCAGAAGUUCGUCGUCAAGAACGACUCCUCCUGUGGCUCCACUAUUGGCCCAAUGCUUGCAUCAAAGCUGGGCCUUCGGUCCAUUGACAUUGGUAACCCCCAACUCUCUAUGCACUCUGUGCGAGAAACUGGAGGAUCUAAGGAUAUCUACUACCUAGAGAAGCUGUUCAUCGAGUUCUUCAACAACUUCGUGGAGACUGACAAGCAGAUUGUCUACGACGAGUGA